AAUCUACUGUUAACAAAGUUUACUGCCCGUCAGGUAACAGGUUCGCUCCUCUGGCAACCCAGUUACAUGCAAAAUAAGCGCAGCUGGCUCUGAACUUGGAGAAUGAUAGGCUGCAGUUCGAGUUGUGCGCAGAGAGGGCGCUGAGGGGACCUUAUAUCUGACACUGCCCGCAAGCAGCGUUCACUCAGAUAGUUCCCAACUUAGUGGAAGGACAGUUCUGAGCGUAGAUUCCAGCAGAAAAGAAAGGUCCUGACACUGACUCCUGGGGAACACCACUUUCAACUAUUCUACAAUCUGAGAAAUGAAUUGCCACCACUUCACGUUAGCUAGAAUGUGAGAGUCCUUCAUCUACAAGAGUAGAUGUAUGACCUGAAGAAAUGAGUGGUAAUGCUACAAGAAACCAGAGUCCUAUGGGAUAAUGACAUCAAUUGGGGCGAUGCUGUGACAGUAGAAGGAACAGGAACAGACCUCGGGACUCUGUCGUCAAAAAGGGUAACUGAGCAGUUCCUGUGCACAUUGAACCAUGGAUCUGAAGAGCAUUACUGUCUUUUUUACUUUAAUGUUAUGGCAAAGUGCUGACUCAGAGAUGCUAACCUCAGUUGAUCCACCCACAAACCUGCAGGUCAUCGAUCCUGGCUACCUGGGACCACUUCGCAUGUGUUGGCAAGCUCCCACCAGUUUAGCCAACAAGAAAUUAUGUGUGCGGUACAUGUUGUCCUAUUGCAAUGUCAAUUCGACAAACUGUAAGCGUGUGAUCACCAAACAACUGGAAUACACUGACGGAUUUAACUUUAAUGAGGAAAUAAUAGUGAAAGUCCGGACCUUGGUUAAAGACCAAUGUAAGAGUGCGAUGGAGUUACAAAGUGACUGGGUAGAAAUAAUAUACAGGCCACCCCUGGAAGGACAUGCAGACUCCAAAGUUAAGGAUUUGCAAUGCAUAGUUUACAACUUGGAAUAUAUGGAAUGCCUGUGGCAGGAUGGUAUGGCUGUUCCACAGACUAUCAAUUACACCCUCUAUUAUUGGCAUGAAGAUCUGGAGCAAACAAUGCAAUGCAAUAAUUACAUUAAACAUCAGGGGCGUACUGUUGGUUGCCAUUUUCAAAGUGAUGAUCUGAUUGAAUUCACUGAUUUCAACAUAUGCAUAAAUGGCUCCUUGGAAAUGGAACCAGUGAGACCAGCAUACUUCACCUUACAGCUUCAGGAUUUAGUUAAGGUAGCAGCCCCCGCUGAGGUAAAAUUGACAUUAUCAAGCGCAGAUACCAUUUCUAUCCAAUGGGAACCCCCAGCAGGAAAAAUCAAGCCUCACUGCCUGAAAUAUGAGAUGCAGUUCCGUGGCAAAAGCUCUGACUGGGAGGCUAAAGUCAUUUCUGAGGGAGUUACCUCUACUACUUUGAAUGCGACAACGAACACAAUAUACUGUGUCCAUGUGAGAGCAGCUGUUAAUAUGUUCUGCGCUGAUGAUAGCUUUUGGAGUGAUUGGAGCUCUGUUCAUUGCUUAACAGUCCGUUCAGAAGGUGAAGACAAUGUGACCAUCCAACUUAAUGCAGCAAAACUGGUUGUCCUCAUAGCUUUAAUGUCAAUCACAUUGAUACUAACUCUGAGUACUAUUUACUGCUGGAUCAGAUGGAAGAGAUUGAUUGCAAAGAAGAAACUUAACAGGUUGCUCAAUGACAACAUCAAGGACAUCAAAAAAUGCAUCCAUAUAAACUAUUAAAAUAUUGCUCAAACUGACUGAGUACUGCUGAAUUAUGGUAGCUCCCAACUGCUGCAUAGGAAAUGUAUAACUUUUUCAACUUGCAUCUUAAGUUAUUCAAGAACCUAUAAAAAUUCUAUAAAACCUUAAAUAUUUGUAGCACAUAUAGCAAGCACUGACAAACUAUUCCAUUAAGCUAACCCUUAGUGUAACUCCCAUGGUAUUGUUUAUAAAUGAUGCAAAGUGUGGACUUCAGUUAUGAUGACAUAACCAUGCAAAGAUAAAGGGAACAUGGUCCAUGUUGCCUCCAUUAUGGCAAUAUCAACUCCAAAGAUUUGAUCUGUUUCUCCUAUAAUGCCUCCUUAAGGUCCACUAUUGUGAAGGUUGUCUAAAUGGGUCACAGGUGUGGGAGUUGUUGACAAAGCUAGCAUUCAUUGCCUAUUCCUUAAGGUGAUGGUGAGCUGCCUGUCUGAACUGUUGCAGUCCAUGGGACAUUGCAAGAUUUUGACCCAAUGACCGUGAAGGAACAGUAAGAAAAUUUCCAAGUCAGAAUGAAGCAGCUAGGAGGCCUACUGGCAGGUGAAGAUGUUCCCAUGUGCCAACUACCCUUGAUUUUCUAGGAGAUGGAGGUUGCUAGUUUGGAAAGUAUUCCUGAAGAAGUCUUGAUGAGUUGGUGCAAACAUUGCUCUAGUGGUGGAGAAAGUGAAUACUUCAAGUGAUAGAUAAGUUACCUUUUUAAAACUUAUUUAGAGGAUAUGGGCUUUGCUGACUGUAUCAGCAUUUAUUGCUCAUCUCUAGCUAUCUUUGUGAGGGUGAUGUGCCUUCUUGAAUCAUUGCCAACCAUGUGGCAUAGGUACACCUCUAAUGCUGUUGGGGAGCGAGUUCCAGGAUUUCGGAACCAGAGACAGUGAAGAAAUAGUAUAUUAUUUCCAUUUUCAAGGGGCUGAGUGGCUUGGAGUUGAACUUGCAGAGGCUGGUGUUCCCAUGUAAAUGCUGCCCUUGUCCUCCUUGGAAGUGAUUGUGGGUUUGGAAGGUGCUGUCUAGGAAGUGUCAUUGCGCUGCUGUGUUCUGAAUGGUGUCAAGCUUCUUAACUAUUGUCAGAUCUCAACUCAUUGAGGCAAAUGGAGAGUAUUCUGUCAUGCACUGCUAACUUAGCUAGUUAUGUAAUUGGUUACUUUUGGAAGCUGAGUGCCAGGUGUUAUCAUGAAACCAAAUGAUAGGAUUUAUUUUUGUGACCCUGUUUUUUAAAAGAAUAUGUAGGUAGGACUUUUUUUUUAUGUUUUAUACAAAAUAAGCUUUUUGAACAUUGCUUUAUAUCAAGAAGGUUUUUAAAUAUGAUUCUUCCUCAUUGGCGAGGAGUCAGAUACUCUGCUUUUUUUAAACUACAUAAUGCAAAAUGAGCCUUUUUUUCAUCGUUGAAAAACAAUGUCCCUUUGUGUACAUAAUGUCUGAAGACAACUAAAUCACUGUUCAGAUGGUAAUUUAUAGCCCUGUGUUUUUAAUUCUUGGCAAGCUUAUUAAGGUCAAACAAAAGCCAUUUAAGUUGUUAUUUGAAAACACAAGUGCAUUGAAUGUGAAAUGUGACAAAAUGGAAAUGAGUUAAAUGUGCUUUAUUGUGGAGUUAUUUGUGUUUUUUUUUAAAAAGCCAUUUGUAAUUUUAAAUGGCCAUUUAUCAAAUACGUACAUGAUCCAAAAACAUCAGAUACUGUUUGUGUGACUGCAUUAUUGUCCUUUAUUAUCAAACUUCUGUAGGAAGCAAAAUAACUAAAAAGCAAAUGAAGUAGGUGAACAAGAUAAUUGUUGAUUAUGGUUUGUAAUCAUUUGUAAUUCCAUCCUACUCCCCUGCUUCAUGACACUGUGUCAAAAGUUUAGUUAUGGAAGUUUGUUGGAGCAAUAUUAGCAGCAAAACUUCCAGAAGAUUUCCUACUCCAUCUCCUUGAAAAGUUAACAGGCACAAAACUUUCUAUCAGAGGCAAUGAUGCUCAUGUCUCUGAGAACUGUCCAGGUUGCUUCACCUGAAACCAAAUUCAAUUGUUAGAGUAUUAAAUGAUAAAAUGCAAAGCCAUUUGUACAAAGCCAAGUCCCAAAACAAAAUGUAAUGAAGUGAAUGGUGCUUUUAAAGUGGAAGAAUGUUGAAUAGGAUAGCAGAAGAAUCUGCAUUCCUCUUCCAUGUGUCUUGGAAGCUACCAACAGUUAGAGCAGACUGUAGUCUGCUAUCAUAUUCAAACCAUUUAAAAUACUUUGUAGAACAGUUUUCCAGUGAAAACGUGAAGCUUUACUAAUGUAAAUCUGACAGUGUAAAGUUGUACUUUUUGAUAUCAUAUGUAUUUGCCAUUAAAAUGUAAAGGAAACUUUCAAAUAAAAUCUAUUUCUUCAA
Molecule: messenger RNA, 4070 nt
Organism: Hemiscyllium ocellatum (epaulette shark)
Lineage: Eukaryota; Metazoa; Chordata; Chondrichthyes; Orectolobiformes; Hemiscylliidae
Product: interleukin-13 receptor subunit alpha-2-like
Exons: 11
Coding region: 524-1714 (396 amino acids)
Biological process (GO): cytokine-mediated signaling pathway
Cellular component (GO): external side of plasma membrane
Molecular function (GO): cytokine receptor activity; protein binding
Source: RefSeq, a predicted model, not a curated record